Messenger RNA from Spea bombifrons (plains spadefoot toad), 5016 nucleotides. It is a transcript of the gene RESF1, whose product is annotated as retroelement silencing factor 1. Gene Ontology annotation, molecular function: histone methyltransferase binding. The record is from RefSeq and is a predicted model, not a curated record. Bases 1 to 4854 code for a protein of 1617 amino acids. The transcript is spliced from 4 exons. Gene Ontology annotation, cellular component: nucleus. Lineage: Eukaryota; Metazoa; Chordata; Amphibia; Anura; Pelobatidae.
AUGUCAAGGACGGAUUACAGAUACCAAAACUUUCCCAGCGCUGCUCCUCAAACACGGCCGCAUCAUCAGCAGCAGCAGCAGCAGACCGCACCGGCGUCGCAGCAAAGUUACCGGCGCGGAGGUUAUAAGUAUGCUCAGCCCAGGGCUCUGCAACCGAAACCGGAAAAGCCGCCUCCGUAUCCUUCGUCCAGGCAGCACGCGGAGUCAGCUUCGGUAUCCUACACGCCGAUGAAUAAAAAACCUGCGCCCUCCCAGGCGCAGAAAGGACAGCUAAAAUGGACUAAUUAUAUUCCUUCCAGCUUCGGAGGAAGAAACCCCAACGACUGCGUUCCGAAUCAGCAGCUGAUGCAGAACCUAACGGGUUCCGUACGGACCAGUCCUACGGAACAUCGCCCCGCCAGCUCGGUGACCGCCGCUGUGCCGCCGUCUUAUAAUCAGUCGAUGAGAAACGCGACCCAGAGUUACAACGUGCAGAGCGGGCAGUCCUUUCCCAACCAGAAUUACCCCCCGCAGCCCGUGCAAAGCGGGCAGUCCUUUCCUAAUCAAAAUUACCCCCCGCAGUCCUUUCCUAAUCAAAAUUACCCCCCGCAGUCCUUUCCUAGCCAAAAUUACCCCCCGCAGCCCGUGGAAAGCGGGCAGUCCUUUCCCAACCAAAACUACCCCCCGCAGCCCGUGCAGAAACCCACACAGCAGCCUUUUGCCUACUCGCCGGAGCAGACUGCUGGCGUCCCGCACUUACUGGGUUACAAUGGCCUCACGUCGUUGGACGCCAAGAAGCACGAGGAGGUUUUAAUGCUUCUUAAUGUGUACAGAAAAGUGAAGCGGGACCUCGUGCAAAUUUACAUGGAAAGGAAACUCGAAAGGCAAAACAUGCAGCUUUCUAACGGCGCGGUGCCGCAAAACACCAAUUCCAUGGCGUCGCUUAAUCCUCAGGUUACGCAAACGCCUUUCACUGCCAACACGCAGGCUGCCCCGGGGCCGACGAGCGGUAGGGCAACAGAUCAGCAAAACACAAUGCAUGGGGUCCCGGUACAAGUAAUGAAUAAAGGAAACCAACUACACCCCUGCCCGUCCCAGAACUUUGACUCGAGUCAAAGCAUGAGCCCCGAUAUGAGGAAUAUGGUUACCCAGGACGUUUAUGCCGUGUCUGAUGUUGAAUACUUGAGUUCCAUGAGUGCUCUUUCUCAUCCCAAUCAGUCUUUCAACCUGGACUCCGUCGUGAAUAAAGAGGUCGAAGAAAGAGCUAUGACAAUGUCUCUGGUGGACAGCGCGUCUGCUGGCGCCGUGCCUCAGGCCAGCAGGGAAAGCGCAAGCCACCAGUUUGCUUCUAAUGUUCGAAGGGAAUGUGGGACGCAAGGUGGGUUACCCAAGCAAGCAGACUUUUCUACAACCUCUCAGGCGCAUGGUGAGGCGCCUCGUCUUCAGGGUAACGGAGCGGGGCCCGGCGUAGGCUUGGAAAAUGCCAGAGGCCGUCCAGAUAACCUCAAAGACUCUUUGCCGGCUGUGCCGCCCAAAGAGAACGAGGAUGUCUUGUCUCGUUCUUUGGAAGCCUUAGAGACGUGUCUGUCUUUAUGGAAAUCACAAAAUACCCCUCCCGGUUCCGGUCAACCUUUAUCGGCAGGCAACGUCCUAACGCCAGACGAGGACUCCGAUCAAAGUAACAGCGUAUCCAAAGAAUGCAUGGUAGGAACCAGCGACGCGUCCGAUUUAUCCGGGUCGACUUUCGUCGUUUCUGGUUUCAACCAAGAAGGGUCGUCCAGCAGUCUUUCAAAGGUCAUGGAACCUCAAAUUGCGAUAGUUUCACCCUUGGUGCAGUCAAACAUGAAAAGCCAUACGGACGCGAGUCAAGCGGAGACCCCCGAACAAUGUCCGGUCAUUGAGGAAGGCAGCGUCUGCAGCUUAAGCUCCGUAGAUAAAAAGGGAACCCUGCCCUUGGGACUGAAAGUCCAGUUACUAAAAGAGUUUAAUGCUGUUAUGGGUGAUCUGGAAGUCAUGGACAAAACUCUCCUGCAUGGUGGUUUAGCAGACUGCCUCUCUGUACCGAAAAGUAGCGUCGCCGAGUCAGAAAGUGAACUGAUUAAGUCUAAUGAAGAAAGGGACGCUAACGAAGGUGGGAGCUUGCAAAUAUCCAGCAUAUGUUCCCUUGUUGAAGGCAACUCCUUCUAUGACUCGGCGAUUGCCAUGAUUUUUGGUGAUGGGAAAGGCAAUUUAUGGCCGGUGGAUAAGGAUAUGAAUUCUCAUGGUCGCGACCAUCAAGAUAAACUCGAGAGAGAGCAAGACGUGGGCAUUUCUGAGGCUCCCAACGAAGCCUCUUUGGGCUAUAAUUCCGAACGAAGGGUAACGGACGUUCGGGUUGAAGGUCUUGAAUCUCCAUCGUUGACUUCAGAAUGCUCAGAGGUUGUCAUGAGUAAUGAGGACCUUGGUGUAGAUGGCAGCGAAAUGGAACGGUCGCCGACGGGAAUGUACGGCGGCGAUCUGGGCUCCACCAAGGUAUCUGAUCAGUUGUCUGAUCUUCUAACAGAAUUCCCAUUUGGAAUAGAAAACUACGCGAUGGAAAGCAAAGUGGAGAAUCCCGAGCCGUGUGGAGAUAAAGUAGAACAAGCGUCUCCUCCCCCUAUCAAAACCGAGAAGGAUUCCGUAUCCAAAGACGAUCUACCUCUCUUAAAGGAAAUUUCCAAGGAAGAUAGACCUCUGGUCGAGAGAGUGUCCUCAACCUUCAUGGAAAUGUUGGUAAAUCUUGAAAACAUGGAGGAGCUUCCCGGUAAAGACACCGUGAUGGAUCACUCCUCCGAAGGUGUGGACCAAGGCCAGACCAAAGAAACGUCUUUCAAGGAUUCUAAUCUGGUCAAGAAGGAAACCGAACAAAGUUCAAACCAAGAGUUACCCGAUAAGAAUCUGUUUUGUUGUUUGUUUAGCUGGAUGACGCAUGCCUAUGGAGGUGCGCCGAAAUGCUCGUGUAAAUUACCAGAGCGCGAUAACGCUGAGAAGUCUACGGAAGACUCAGAGAACGGCACAAUGUCUUCUGUGAAGGAUGAAGGCUCCAAGACCUUGAAGGUCUCUGUGAAUGACACAAUGUCUGCUGUGUCUUCUGUGAAAGUUGAAGACUCGGGGAGCUUGACUUCAGAAGAUCUUCAGGAAAAGGUUGAAAGCCGUCCCGAUAAGUCCCCGAACGUUAAUGGCCAAGUUGCAGAUGGCAACGGAGAAGACUUUCCUGCGGCUAACGUGGUCUGCAAACAAGAGCCGUGCGCUAACGAAUGGGAACCUCAGGUGCCGUGUGCCGCAUCUGAUUUGGUGGGCGAGUCGGAGAGAUCAGAAUCUUGCGAAGGAGAGAAUACAAAACCUUCGUGUGAAAACACGGAGUCGGUGAAACCCCACAGCUCACAAUCCAAGAAACACCACAGACCAGAGGGCUCAGGUCCUCAAAAACCCAAAUCGGAUCAAUCGACGUCGCGGAAGGGGGAAAAACUCAUCGUGAAGACAGACUUUUUGAAAAACAGAAACUCUAAAGACAAGAAGAAGCAUUGGAAAGAGAUGAAAAGGUCUCAGUUCUCUGAACGCCAGGCCGAAAUAAGUCAAUCGCCCAAAGAUCCGUCUCCCGAGGGCUCUGCCGACAGACCGGAUUCUCACAGAACGCAGUCUUCUGAAGGUCCUGCCGACAGACCGCGUCCAGACAGAGCCGCUUCUAAAAGUUCAGCUGGCGACGCGGGUAGAAGGCCGGUUUCUGGUGAGGUCGUCGGCAACGUUGUCCGUCCGCUGCCGGCGGAAGUCAAACCUCAGAACCGCACCGCAGACCCUCCUUUAAAGAACGCCGUUACGGAGAAGUCAAUAAAGGUGCUGUCUGGCUUCGAAAAGAGGCCCAAGGAGACUCCUCGCCCCUUAAAAAACAAAGAUGAAAAGCGCGUGAUCGAGAUAUCCAGGAAAGUUCUAACCGUUCAGGAAUACUUGCAAAGAAAGAGAAAGCUUAAUGAGAUCCGUAGCAAGAGGCAAGAGCAAGUAUCGACUGACUCCAAAGCCGCCGGGGCAGUCGGUGAAAAGAACCCCCGUCCUGAAUGGCCCAAAGCGGGGCACGAUGGGAGCAAACACCGAAUAAGUAACGUCAAAAUGCGCAAGUCUCCCGCCAAGGCUAAAAACGUGCCGCCGAAACUAAGCGUGGAGCAAGCCGCCUUGGCCAAGAGUUACAAUCGCUUGAAGAAGGAACGGGAGAAGAUGGUAUCCUGCGGGGCAACCAGUCCGAGGAAAAUGGCUUCCGGCCGGAAGAGUCACGGCAAGAUGUCUUCGCACAACCUUCAGGACCCGAGGAAGCCCGCCGCUUCGAGUAAAGAUAAGAUCUACUUGAGUCCUUGCGUUGGGGUGAAGCGUCAGCCUCACGACAGCAUAAGUUUAACAAAGCUGCAAAUCGGACCUUCGCCUGAUCUGACCCGAGUUAAAAACGGCGGUCGGAGAAAGUCUCUGGAGUCCGGCACGAAGAUUCCCUCCCUGAGUAAUAAGAAGCACGCCAAUAGUCCUAAAAUGCUGGAAUUCAAGCUCUUUCCCGAACUGCUGCAGAAGAGUCCUCUGUCCCACGAACACUCAGGAAGUUCCAAGGCUGCUAAAGAAAAAUGUGGCGUGGAAGCGAUCAAGAGCAAGAAGGAAGCGUGGUGCAGAGAGCUUCCAGCGAAGAAGCGCAAACUGGAAGGCACCGAAGAACAAGGGGACCGAGAUCGGCCGCCUUCGCCCGAAGAGGCUUUCGCUUGUUCGGCCGCCGAGAAAGAAGCUGCCCGACAAAGCCAGGACUCCAGAGCAACGUUCGAUACGUUCAAAAAACUGUAUCUGGAGAAGAAAAGCAAAAGUUAUGAUGGAACCUUCGCAAGCUAGCUCUGCGGACCUCAAAUAGUGACUCACAUUUUUUUUUUUUUUUGUUUUUGUUUUUUUUUUUUGUUCUAUUUACCACAAUUGUUGUGCAAUUGUAAUGGCUACAGUCAAAAUAACAAUAAUCCAGUAUUAAAAAAAGACACAUAAGGGUCAGUUAAUUCAUGG